UGUUUAAACUUAAACAUCUUCAUUUCAGAGGCUCAGAAGAUUAUCAACCAAAUAUAGAACAGAGAAAAUCUAUCCAACAGUCACUGGAGAGAAAGAAGAAAAUGUUAAAAAGAACAGAUAUAAAGACAUAUUGCCAUUUGACCACAGCCGGGUUAAAUUGACUUUAAAAACACUCCCGCAAGAUUCAGACUAUAUCAAUGCAAAUUUUAUUAAGGGAGUACAUGGGCCAAAAGCAUAUGUUGCUACCCAGGGACCAUUAGCAAAUACAGUAAUAGAUUUCUGGAGAAUGAUAUGGGAAUACAAUGUUGCUAUAAUUGUAAUGGCUUGUCGAGAGUUUGAGAUGGGACGGAAAAAAUGUGAGCGGUACUGGCCUCUAUAUGGAGAAGAAACUGUAACUUUUGGACCAUUUCAUAUUUCUUGUGAAGCUGAACAAGCAAGGACAGAUUACUAUAUUAGAACACUAUCACUUGAAUUUCAAAACGAAACUCGUAGGGUGUAUCAGUUUCAUUAUGUGAACUGGCCUGAUCAUGAUGUUCCUUCAUCUUUUGAUUCUAUUCUGGACAUGAUCAGCCUAAUGAGAGAAUACCAGGAGCAUGAAGAUGUGCCUAUUUGUAUACACUGCAGUGCAGGGUGUGGAAGAACUGGAGCCAUCUGUGCCAUAGAUUAUACAUGGAAUUUGCUAAAAGCUGGGAAAAUACCGGAAGAGUUCAAUGUAUUCAAUUUAAUACAAGAAAUGAGGACACAAAGACAUUCUGCGGUGCAGACCAAGGAGCAGUAUGAACUUGUCCAUCGAGCCAUAGCACAACUGUUUGAAAAGCAACUACAGAAAUAUGAGAGUGUCACAGACUGGAAGAUUGCUGAUGGAGUGAAUGAAACUAGUGCAGAAAAAACUGUCAGUUCUAUAAAUCUUGAGAAACUGGACUCUCCUCCACCAAAGCCUCCACGGACUCGCAGUUGUCUUGUAGAAGGAGAUGUGAAGGAAGAAAUUUUGCAGCCUCCAGAGCCUCACCCAGUACCACCCAUCUUAACACCAUCUCCUCCUUCAGCCUAUCCGACAGUCACUACUGUAUGGCAGGACAAUGAUAGAUACCAUCCAAAGCCAGUUUUGCACAUGGUUUCAUCAGACCAUUCAACAGACCUCAAUGAAAACUAUAAUAAAUCAACAGAACAUUCAGGGAAAAAUGACCCCAAUGAACAUGUUGAGAAAAAGCUGGAACGCAACUUAAGUUUUGAAAUUAAGAAGGUACCUCUUCAGGAGGGACCACGAAGCUUUGAUGGGAAUACUCUUUUGAACCGUGGACAUGCAAUUAAAAUUAAGUCUGCUUCAUCUUGUGUCAUGGAUAAGAACUCUAAGCCAUUGGAGCAUAGUUCUGGGGAUUCACUUGUGGACUCUUUUCAAAACUCUUGUAUGGAAUGCAGUGUGCCACAAACUAACAAAGCCUUAGUAGCUUCACUGGAAGGGCUGCAGAGCCUGAAGUGUUCUGAUGCUCCACCAAGACCAGACCGUCUGCCUCUCCAAGAGAAGGGACAUGCCAUAUGGUCACUACAUGGGCCUAAAAAUGCACUGCCUACAUCUGUGUCUGACGCUAUGGCUUCAGAUGUCUUAAGUCAUAGUAUUAAAACUGCCUCUCUGGUACCAAACCCCACAUCUCAAGUGGAAUGCUCUUCCAGUGACACAGUUGAUCAUCAGAGCAGUACGCUUUCAAUUAGAGCACCCCUCUGUUUUACUAAUCCUCUUCAUUCUGAUGAUUCUGACAUAGAUGAAAGGAACGUUGAUGGACCCAUGACCAAAAGCAUGUCUAAUAUUUCAACCGCAAGUGCCACAGUUUCUGCUUCCACUAGUACUGAAAAUAUUUCUGCUAGAAAAGUAUUACCAUUGUCCAUUGCUAGACAAGAUGUUCCAAGCGUAAUACAUUCUGAAGGGGAAAAAGGUGACUCCAAGGCAGAAACCCUAUGAAGUGAAGUUGGAGUUCUAACCUUCAACUGAGCAGAGGACAGCCCUACCAAGAGCUGCAUCCUCCCUAGCCUGAUAGGCCAGUGCAAAAGUGUGGACUGAAGACCAUGAGGCAGCCCUACAGAUGUCCAAGAUAGGGACAUGGGCUACAAACACUGCGAAGGAGGCCUCUGCCCUAGUGGAGUGGGCCAAGAGAGGAGGAUCUGGUGUGCCAGCCAACCUAUAGCACUCCUUUAAUGUAGGAGGCUAUCCAUGCAGAGAUUCUCUGUGAGGAGACAGGCUGCCCUUUGAGCCUUUCCACUAUUGCUACAAACAAUUGAAGGGACUUACAAAAGGGUUUUGUUCUCUGUUAAGUAAAAGGCCAAUGCUCUCCUAAUGUCUAGAGUGUGUAAAGCCUGUUCUUUGCCAGACAUGAGGCUUGGGAUUAAAAAAAAGGAUAAAAAUGUCCUGGGAGACAUGAAACUGCAACACCACCUUGGGCAGGAUGGCAGGAUGGGGGCAUAGCCUGACCUUAUCCUUGAAGAAAACUGUGUAAAGGGGGUCUGAAGUAAGGGUCCUUAACUCAGAUGCACAUCUGGCCGACAUGAUAGCUACAAGAAAUGACACCUUCCAGGAGAGGUGCAGUAAUGAACAGGUGGCUAAAAGUUCAAAGGGGAGAGGGGGCAUAAAUCUGGUCAGGACCAGAUUAAAGUCCCACUGAGUUGGUUGGCAGACAUGCAGGUAGAGCCUGUCCAAACCCUUCAGAAACUCAUGGACCAUGGGGUGCACAAACGCAUCAUGCCCCAGCAGCCCGGAUGCAAGGUGGAAAUAGCUGCCAAGUGAGCCCUGAUCAGUGAGGAAGACAACCUCUGAACCCUGAGCUUGAGGAGAUAGUCCAGAACCAGGGGAACCUGGCCAUCCAUAGGGGAAAUCCUCUUCUGAGCAAUCCCGCUAGAAAAAUGCUUCCAUUUAGCCAAGUAGCUGACUCCCCAGCAGGAACUCUUGUGCCCAUUCUGAGCACCGUGCCACCGCUGCUCUCAGCCAUGGAGCUUCCAGGCCAUUAGGUGUAGGGACUGCAGGUUCGGGUGAGGCCUGGAUACAGGGAAAGGUGAUCAGCCUCUCAAAAGAAAGGCUCAGUAGGGACAUGAACCAAUGCUGCCUGGGACAAGCUGGUGCAAUGAGAAUGAGGGAUGCCCUGAAUUCCCUCACUGUGAGGAGCACCUUGUGCACAAACAGGAACGGGGGAAACACAUAGAGCAGUCCCUUGGGUCAGGGAAUGUUAAGAGCAUUUCUCCUGGACCCGGAUCCCAGACUUAUGAGGAAGCAGAACCAGGAGUACUUCCUGUUCUGACAGGUUGCGAACAGGCCCAGGAGGGGAAGCCCCCACUUGUGAAAGACCUGUAGGGCUACAUUCUCUCUGAGGGACCACUCGUGACUGGCAAAGGACCUGCUUAGUUGGUCCUCUAGAAUAUUCUGCAUCCCAGGGAGGUAAGAAGCCAUCGGAUGAAUCUCCGCCCCGAUACACAACUCCCAGAGAUGGAGGGCUUCCCAGCACAGGGUAAUGGUGCCCCACCCUGUCUGUUUAUAUAGGACACCGUCGACAUGUUGUCGGAUAGGAUGAGAAUCGCCCUGCCUCUGAGUCAGGGAAGGAAGGCCUGGCACACUAGGUAGCCAGUACACAGCUCCCUGACCUUUAUAUGCUAGAAGAGAUUCUCUUCUGUCCACAUACCUUGCAUCUGCACGUUACCAAUGUGGCCCCCCCAUCCGGUGUCAGAGGCAUCUCUCACUAGCAACAGGGUCAGGAGUGGCCUGGAGAAUAGAACUUAAGCGCAGAACACCUCCUCCUGGGUCCAGGGAUCUGAGGACAUCUGGGGGGAAUGUCACUACCUUGUCCAGGGGUGGAGGCAUGGAUUAUAGACUUGUGCCAGCCACAACUGCAGUGGAUGCUUGCAGAGCCUGGCGUGCUGCGUCAUGUAUGUGUAGACUUCCAUCAGCUUCAGGAGGCGCAUGCAACUUCCUGGCUUUGGGCAUAGGAAAUGGCCAUGACAACCUCCUUGAUGAUCAGAAAGAGGGACCUGGGAAGGGAGGUUGUGGCUGAUGUAUAAUCCAGGUGAGCUCCCACAAACUCUGACCUGAGUAGGGCCAAGGUAGACUUGUCCACCUUCAGGAGGAGGCAGAGUUCCAUGGAAAGGGCCCAAACCAUAGUCAUGUGGGCCAAUACUUGAUCCAAGGAUGGGCCCUGCACCAGCCCAGGUACAGAAACACUCGGACCCUGCACUUCCUCAAAAAAGCACCGACCACAGAUGGGCACUUUGUGAAGACCUGGGGGGCUGUAGAGAGGCCAACGGGGAGGGCCAUAAGCUGGAAAUGGUCCUGACCUAUGGUGAAAUGCAGGAAUCUCCUGUGGUGGGAGGCAAUGGAAAUAUAUGAAAAUAAACAUUCUUUAAAUUGAGGGCAGCAUACCAGUCUCUGAGAUUGUGGGAGGGAGUGAUUGACACCAGUGUCACCAUCUUGACUCUGGCUUAGGCGAUGAACGCAUUUAGAUCUCUGAGCUACAGAAUGGGUUGGAGCUCCCCCUUGGCCUUGGAGACCAGGAAGUACUGGGAGUAGAAACCCCUGCCCAUGAUCUUUGAGGGGACCAGCUCAGCUGCCCUUAGGCUUAGAAGUUGAAGCACCUUCUUCUGCAGAAGAUGUUUGAGAGAGUACUUCCUGAAGAUGGACAGGGAAGAGGAGUGUGUAUGGGGGGAGUAGGAAUGGGGUAGCAUAGUCCCUCCCUACCAUCUCAAGGAGCCUCUGGUUCGAAGUGAUGGAAGGCUGUGCCUGGUAAAAAAGGGAGUUGGCGGUCCAGAAAAGGGAGCAGCAAGAGUGGUAAUCUGUCCCCAGUUGCACCCUCAAAACCCUUGAUGAGGGUCCUGGGUCUUGUUGGCUGAGACCAACCCUUGGUUGGACAAGGGGCAGGAGCAGCAUCUGUUGUUCCUUUCAUUCUUGUUCCUGCCCCUGCGUUGAGAAAAGUCGAGGUUGUUAUGCAGUUUUGAAGGCUGGGUGACAAUCCUCCCUGAAAGGGAAUGCUUCUGAGGCAUGGGGAUAUUAAAAUCCCUAGGGAUUUAAGUGUGGCCUGUGUGUCCUUCAGGCCAUGCAGACAAUGGUCAGUCUGCUCUGAGAACCAACUGGGCUCUUCAAAUGGUAGGUCUUGAAUAGUGGCCUGGAGCUCUGGGAGCACUCCGGACCUUUGAAGCCAUGAGCUGCAGCAGAGCACUAAGCCAGUAGCUACAGCAAGUUUAGCUGCAUCUGCCGCAUCUAGGGCAGCCUGCAAGACCAUGCAGAGAGGGACUUGAACUCGAUCUGAGAGUCCUGAGGAAGAAGUUCAGUGAACUUGUCCAUAGCAGACCAAGUGCUUUAGGUGUAACACCCCAGCAGAACCUGCUGGUUUGCUAUGCAUAGUUGUAGCCCCCCGAGGCAUAGGCUUUCCUACCCAGGAGUUCCAUCUUCUUAGCAUCCCUAUUCUUAGGGGUAGGUUUUGGCUGCCCCUGCCUCUAGUGCUGUUUAUCUGCUUGGACCACCAAGGACCGUGGGGAAGAGGGUGGGAGAAUGAAUUACUCAUUACUCACCUGGGGCAUGAAAUACUGCCUCUGAACUUUAUCUGUUGGCAGAAUGGAGACCAGGGCCAUAGCCACAGUUUUUUUUGAGGUGCAGAGCCACUCUGGUUGGGGUGUCAGCUUGAAGGAUGUCAGCUUGUGAGAUCAGCGUCAUCCAACACCCUCUCCAGCUGCACCCUUAGACUCUAGGCUAGCCUGUGGAGGAGUUCCUGAUGCACCCUCGAGUCCAUGGAUGGCAUUAAUGGGAGAGCCUCGUUUGAGGAUGAGGAGCCUUUCAGAGGGGUACCCUCUUGAUCAUGGGCCUGAGAGGUCAUCUAGGAGAUUGUCACGGAAAGUGCUGUGGAGGUCUGGGUUGUAGGUGGGGCACUGAUCCCAGAGGCCCUGGGAGAGCCCUGGCCUGGGGGCAGGGACUGUCCUGACAUGGAAGAACGGACCACAGAGGUGGCUGAGGAUGGGCUCAUAGGGCCUGAGUAGACUGAUUCUGGUCUAGAGGGACCGGCACCCUGUGACUGAUGGUAGGUCCAGAAGGACCAGAGGACUGGUGCCUGGAUGUUGAGCAGUCUGGUCAAGCAUGGGCUGGGGUAGCCAGGUCUGCUGCUGAGGCUGUGCAGACAGGCUGUGGUGCUUGGAGUAGGAGCAAUGGCAGGACCUGGAUCUGGAGGCCCAUGAUGAGAAGACAGACUUAGCCUCCGAGUCAAUGGAGUAUUCUAAGGCUGACCAAGGUGGUGGUGUGGCAGUGACAGCUAGUGACCUUCGGUCAGGGUCAUGCCUAGCCAUAGACUCAGGCUUCCCAUGGUGCUGAGAGGGGGUGGCAGCAUAGGAAGCCCCGAUGGCUGGCCAAGUGGCAAAGCCGGUGCCACGUGCCCUGCCAGAGUCCAUUCCGGUGUCGGGGGAGUCCUAAUGCUGGUGUCGUCAUCGCCGAGGUAUAUACUGGGGUUGGUACUGGUACAGGUGCCAGUACCGAUGUCAGUGCUGCCGGCGUAGUGGAGGUCACAGGUACCGGGGCAGAUCUGUGAUGCUCUCUCGGUCCUGGGGUACUCAAGGCCUUGUGUCACCGAGAGUUCUUAUCCCUCUGCAAGGUUGGCACUGUGGUCGGAGAUGAAAUGAGUUCUAAUCAGGUCUCUCAUGGCCUCAAAGGUGUCUGGUGUCAAUGGCUCUGAAAGAUCUUCCACCGGGUGGAAUCCUCACAUGAGCUGGGAUGGAAUCUACCUGACAUCGAAGGUCCAGAUGCUGGGCCUGCCAGUGCCCCAUGACCCUCCUGAGGGCGCGCUGUUGGCAUGUGCCAUGACGGAGACCGGUCCCUGCUCAGCCUCUGUUUCUUGUGCAGCACUGGAGACUGAGAGCGGUGCCAACGUUACAGUGCUGGGUAGACCUUGGAGCGGCCGGGUAUGUGUCUCACUGAGUCUGGUGUGCGCUACGUGGCCGGUGCAGGGUCUGCAGCCAGUACCGGAUGGAGAGCCACUUCCAUUAGCAAGAUUUUAAGGUGAGACUCCCGCUCCUGCUUGGUUCGUUUCUUGAAUGCCCUGCAAAUCUUGCAGAACUCUGAAAGGUGGCUUUGUGGGGAUCCCCACAGGGCAUAGGCUUUGAGCCUUGGAUGCAGGGCUUGAAGCCUUGGGGCCUGGGAAUGAACUGCUUAAUAUUAGGGACGAUUUGCAGAAGAUAACAGAACAAUCAACAGAAACUCUAAGCUCAACUAAGAUGAGAACUUCCAAGGAGCACUUGCAAAGCAAGAGCCAAACACAUUCUAACAACUGUCAUGGGUGGUAAGAAGGAACUGAGGGGGUGGAGAGUCAGCAGGGGUAUACAUAUUAGUCAAUAUAGUGGCACCACUCCAAGGCUAUGUCUAGACUGCAGGCUUCUUUCGAAAGAGAGCGUCUAGACUGCA
This is a messenger RNA of Pelodiscus sinensis (Chinese soft-shelled turtle), 7414 nucleotides long. The record is from RefSeq and is a predicted model, not a curated record. NCBI's taxonomy places the organism in Eukaryota, Metazoa, Chordata, Testudines, Trionychidae.